AUGAGUGGUAUGCAAAAACUCGACAAUCUGUUAGGGAUGAACAAGCCUGCUGAAAAUAGGCAUGGUCUGGGUUACGUUCAAAAUGGUGAUACUACUGUUAAUCCUAAGCCCAAUGACACAAAUUUCUUUGGAUCAAGACCUACUAGACAACGUAUGGUCAAUCAUCAUAUUUAUCGGCAACAACCACCGAGUAUGUUUGAAUCUAGGUUUAUUCCCAUAUGUCACCAUUGUGACGUACUGGGACACACAAGACUUAUGUGUCGUAAACUCGUGACUGGAAGUAAAAGUCAGGAUUUCUCUAGCAAGGUUAACUUUCUCGCUAAUCAGGAUACUCCAGAAAUAGUCGAGUAUAUCGGGGUAUACAAUACUCAUGCACGAGUUGUGAUGGAAUCCAUCAAUGUAGUGGUGGAUGAUGUCCGUAGUGAGGGAAAGAUUGGAGAAGAUUGUGUAGAUCUGGAACACUUGAGUGUUGGUCCCGACAUAGUAACUAAAUCUAGAGAAACUUUAGUUCCUGAUCCCUCAUACACAACUACCGGUUUAGAUACUCCUAAUAUGGAGUCCACACCUGAUGAUAAAUCUAAAUGUCCUAAAGAACCUUCGUCCAGAGUUAAGACGAACCAUCCUAAAGUUAAUAUUAUUGGAGAUAUAGAAGAAGGGACGCGACUUCGAAAGAGGGUAUUAGACAACUUCACAUAUGCUAGCUAUGUGUCUCAAAUUGAGCCUACAAAGGUCGAAGAAGCUCUUAGAGAUGAAUGGUUGGUUAACGCGAAGCAUGAAGAGCUAAAUCAGUUUGUGAGAAACAAAGUUUGA
Molecule: messenger RNA, 810 nt
Organism: Fraxinus pennsylvanica
Lineage: Eukaryota; Viridiplantae; Streptophyta; Magnoliopsida; Lamiales; Oleaceae
Source: the annotation of a GenBank genome assembly